Lucilia cuprina (Australian sheep blowfly) is the source of this 916-nucleotide messenger RNA. Its product is annotated as protein ANTAGONIST OF LIKE HETEROCHROMATIN PROTEIN 1-like. NCBI's taxonomy places the organism in Eukaryota, Metazoa, Arthropoda, Insecta, Diptera, Calliphoridae. The record is from RefSeq and is a predicted model, not a curated record. The transcript has 3 exons. The coding region runs from base 77 to 859 and encodes 260 amino acids.
GGCAAAUGAAAUUGAAAAUUUUAAAGAAUUUAUAGAAUUAAUUGAGUUUGUGAAUAUAAUAUAUUGUGCCACAAGUAUGUACAAUAAGCUCCAAAAGAACAAACGACGAUUUUGGGUGCUUCCUUUGUACUUGGAACGAGAUGUGUCUGUUUUUUUUGCCGCAACUUUCCUAAAGUUAAAAAAUAGCGACCAUGAACAGUUCCGGAUAGCAACAAGCAUGUCUCCAGACAUCUUUGACUGUCUGCUCACAACUCUGAAGAAUAAACUUGAGAACAACUCAACGAGAGCUAUACCAGCGGACUGUCGGCUCUUCCUAACUUUAAUUUAUUUAGCACAUGGCACUAGUAGGCAAUACCUCUCAUUGACGUUUAAAAUGUAUGUGACCGUAGUAAGACGAAUUGUUUUGGAAACGUGUGAGGUUAUAUGGAAUGAAUUAAGUGGAAUUUACCUAUCCUUACCAAACACGUAUGAAUGGGAGCGAAUAGCGGAGGAUUUUAAAAAUAUGUGGAAUUUGCCGAAUUGUGUGGGGGCGAUCGAUGGCAAACACGUCGCCAUAACAUGUCCACCACAUUCAGGUUCAAAUUAUUACAAUUAUAAGGGAACAUAUAGCAUUUUACUAAUGGGUGUGUGCGAUGCGAAUUACACAUUCACUGCGGUUGACAUAGGUGCUUAUGGAAGCCAAAGCGACGGUGGAGUGCUAAACCAGUCGGAUUUUGGAAGGCUAUUGCGAUCAGAAAACAUAAAUUUUCCAGCGGACACAAUAUUGCCAAAUAGCGAAGUCAUGUUUCCUUAUUUGUAUAAAUACAUACAUCUACAAGGUUCUCAAUGCUUUGUGAGCGGUCUUCUUCCAAAAGUGUAAAAUACGAUGCUUCUGCACUUUUUUCAUCAGCAUUUUUCUCACGAAUUGGUUGCGUUG